Messenger RNA from Bactrocera latifrons, 7440 nucleotides. It is a transcript of the gene Mrtf, whose product is annotated as serine-rich adhesin for platelets. Lineage: Eukaryota; Metazoa; Arthropoda; Insecta; Diptera; Tephritidae. The record is from RefSeq and is a predicted model, not a curated record.
AGUCUACGCAGCACGGCGUGGACGGCGGCCCUGUAUCGUGGCGUUUAACGCUCGAUCAGGAUCUAAUUGAUACGCUCAAACGUAGCUUCCCAACUUGGUUUCAAGCGUCCGCCGGCAGUGACGGCAACAAUACAACAAACACCAACACAACAACAACAACAGUAGCGGCAAAAGCAGCAGCUGUAUUGACAACAACCGACGCAUCAAGUAACGAAGCGGCAGAGAUCUCCAAGCUGCCAACUGCAACAGUUGCCGAAACAAGCAAAUGCAACAGCACAACAAAUAACAACUGCGACAACAACAACACCACCAUUAUAAAUAUCGCAAAGAGCGUAAGCCAUUGUACGACACCCAUUACUGUCGACACCACAAACCAUUUGCAUACACAACUGCCAUAUCUACACCACGACCAUCAUAAUCAACAGCCGCAACAACACAACCAUCUGCUGCAGCAUAGUAACGGCAAUAGCUUGAAGCGACACAGCAAAAGCAGCGAAAGCAAAAGCAUCACAUCACCACAGCUGAGCUGUGGCAGCGGUUACUCGGCGAUUUUAUCCUCCUCCUCGUCGUCUGCCUCGCCAGCAUCGUCGAUAGCAUCGAAUUGCUCGGUAGCUUCGUCGAAGAAGUCGACAGCGAGUCACAAGAGUAACAGCAGCAACAGCAGUAGUAGUAGUAGUAGCAGCAGUUCCUCUUCCUCUUCCUCCUCCUCCUCAUCCUCAAAUUCGGCGAAAUUUUCCACGUCUUCCGCCAACUCAGCGUCUACGUGUGCGAAGGCUUCGCACGUCGCAUCAAAGGCCACAUCCACGAAAUCCGCCAACACCGUUAACGGUGUACAACAGAAAUCCGUCAACGCUGCGGCCACAACUGAAACGGGGAAGAAGUGCGCCGCGACAAAAGCUGCUGUAAAAUCGGCUGUCAAGUCGGUGGUGAAGGCACGCGACAAGUGCACAUCAACGCUUUCGACAGCCGUCGCAGCGCUAGCGACCGCGAACGCAACCGAGUCGAAGACAAUCACCAAAUCCGCUUCGUUGCACUCGCUGAGUAGCUGUUCCGGCGGCUCGGCAUCGCUAUUGGCAGCAUUCUCAUCGCCCGGCUCGACAGCAACCACCCUCGAGCUUAUAUCGGAGACGUCGUGUAACGCGCUCCUGACAGCCACGCAGCUGAGUGGUAAAGUGGGUUUCGAGCACACAUUUCAAGACGUCAUACUGUUGCAGGAAGCAUACGACGAUAUGUCAGAAGGUGAACAACGCUUGAAUGCGGCGGCGGCAUCAUUCCUCAGCGGUGGUGGUAUUAGCAGUGAUGAUGGCGCAAAUUCCGAUGGCUAUGAUGCGCGGCAAUCACCACCGAAGGCGAUUGUCGAUUCUAGUCCAUUGCAGCCGGCGAUGGAUAAAAAUAAAGAAUCGCUUAAAGUGAAAUUAAUGGUGAGACGACCACAUUCACAGCUCGUCGAACAGGGAAUCAUACCGCCCUUGAAAACCUCACCCGCCAUACACGAGCAAUGCAAACAGCUGGAGCGUGCCAAGACCAGCGAUUUGCUGAAGGCCAAAAUACAGCAGCGUCCGAAUCGCGAAGACCUGGAGCGGCGUCAUAUAUUGGAGGAGGAUGAGUGUCACAUCGAUCCGAGCUUGGCGGAGAAACAGCGCAUGCUGAAGAAAGCACGCUUAGCCGAUCAGCUGAACUCACAGAUACAGCACCGGCCCGGACCGCUCGAGCUCAUCAAGAAGAAUAUCCUACACACAGAAAAACCCAUUGAGAAAAUUGUCAAAGAGGGUCUUGUGUCAUUUAAAGCCACAAGUGAAGGACUACUAACGCGACCACAGCAUCCACACAGUUAUGUGACAUACGAGGACGACUCACAGAGCUCAGAAAGCGAUACGCGUCAGACGCCACCACGCGCUGAUGAGCAAGCUGCAUGCGACGGCGCUAGCGAUGCGCUGCAAGUGGCUGCUGCUUCGGCAGGCAUAGUAACUGUAGCGCUCACCAUACCUACAAGCGGUGGUCAGGUGGUCGUGACAUCUGCGCCGAUCUUACAGAGUAGCGCACCAGCGUUGAAAGUGAAUGCGGUGCCACCGCCGCCGCCACCACCACCGCCAGCGGUGUCUAUCGCCAGUAGCGUACAGGUGAAACAAGAAACAGCGAAUCUCUUUGAGGAACUCUGCCAGUCGGUGGCCGGGCCAUCAGCUAGCCCUGGAGGUAGCUUUUUGUCGAUGGUCUCCUCACCUGCUUCGCUAACGUCGACCACAUCGACACUAAGCCCACUAUCCUCCAUUGCUUCGCCACCACAAACACUCACAUCACUACCGCCAUUGAGUUGUCAGUUGUCGCUGGCAAAAUCAGACGCGCCAGGUAAGGAGAAGAAUCGCAAGAAAUCAAAGUCAAAGCCGGCCUGCAAGGCGCGUACAAUUAAAUUUCACGAGUAUAAGGGGCCGCCGAAUGCAUCGCAGAAAUUAAGCAGCGAAAGCAGUCAACCGGAGGAGACAUCCUAUCAACUGAUGUUGGAACAGCAGAAUUGCUUGCUCAAAUUUCUUGAGACACUCAACAAGAAUCAGUCUAUCGUGCCAGCAGCCAGUGCGGCAGCAGCAAGCAGUAGCAUCAAUGCUUCUGCAAAUGGUGGUUUGGUCACAACAGUGGCUAAGUCGAAUGCAACAGCGGCCACAACUGCAGCAACAGCCACAAAACUGUCAACAGCGCUGCCCUCACCAGCACCAGCGACACCCUUGUCCAAUGUUACGGCGGUAAGCGAAGGCGCGAGCAGCACAGCAUCACCGGCUAACUCGACAUUUUCCAUAAUUUCCACGCCACGUCCACCGCCGCUACCAUCGCCGGCACUUUCAAUUACUUCUUCCAUACCACCGAGUCCGGCCACGAGUUACGCCGAGUCUACCUGCUCCGUGACAGAUAUCUCACGGCUGGAAAAGAUGAAAGUAUCCGAUUUGAAAAUGCAUCUGAAGCGACGCAAUCUGCCUGUAUCGGGUCCCAAGCCGCAACUAAUAGAGCGUCUCAAACCAUAUCUACCGCUUGACGUCACCGAGUGCUCGACAAUUGUGAACACACCGGCUUCCACAGCCUCGUCCGAGAUGAUUUCCACUACAGGCGCUGAAGCGAUGGACGCCACCAAUACGGCAAUAAGCGCCGAGCUGCCCGUUCCCAUGAUUGUCAACUCACCGCAUCCUGCUACCAUGUCACCAGAGCGCCGUAAUCUCGAGCAUGAGCAAAUGGACAUAGUACAGCAAGUAGACUCGCCGCGUCCGGUGCCGCUGCAAACCAUACUACAGCCGAAACCGCAGGCCGCUACCAUAAUUUUAACGAACGACGACUUGGUGCGCGAACAAAAGCGCCAAAUCGAUGAGCUGCAGCGCCAACUACAACGCUCUCAGCAGGAGUUGCAGCAAAUGCGACAGAAGCAACAACAAAGCAGCCAACAGCAGAAGCAUCUGCAACAUUCUCAACAACAGACGGUGACCGCGCAGGUGGUGAACGCACUGCCCACGCAGCAGAUAACGCUGAUCACCACCACAACCGCACCGCAUUGCGCACCGCUCGCUAUGCUGCCGCAGAUAAAAGAGAACAUAACGUUGCCAGCCACUAAAGUGGUCACAGUCAAAUCUCAUGCCACCAAGGCCAAUGCCACAAAUGUGGCCGCACACAAAGCCAUCGCCAACAGUAACACUACAGCGGUGACACCGCAAGCGAUGAGUCAGAAGAUGGUCGUGAAGCAGCAACUGGAGGCGAAAAUACAAAAACAAAAGCAGGCAGCAGCUGCCGCUGCGGCCGCAGCGCAAGCGCAGGCGCAACAACAACACGUACAACAAGUGCAGGCGCAAGCGUUGGCGCAGGCACAGGCGCAGGCGCAACUGCGUCUGCUCACCACCACGCAAAAGACACAAACUUUACUCAUUCCAACCGUGACGACGGCGGCGGCGGCCACCCCGGCGAAACUCGACGACAUGAAGAAGCUGCCGAGUGCGGCGCGCCAAAAGAAUUCCAAUAACAACGCUAUGAAUAAGUGCAAUACAAAUGCUGCCAAUACGAAUAACGUCGCCGCAACAACAACAAUACUCGCUAAUCAAAUACCAUUGACGGCGAAGACGCACAACAAUCUGGGACUCGUGUGGAACGAAGGCAAUCAGACAAUAUUCCUGGUUGGACUAAACGAUCAGCAUAUGACAGCGCACACGAUCGGCAAUAUCUCGCUGGCCAAUGCCAGUCCAGCUACGAAGAAACUUCUGAAUGGACAUCAGCGCACGAGCUCAUUGCCGAGCAUACUCUUUCCGAUCGCCACGCCAGCCGGACAUGAGCCACAGCAUCAGCUGAUCGAAGCAAAGCCAGUGAUUACACAACAGCAGCUGCAACAAUUACAACUACAACAACAACAGCAGCAGCAGCAGCAAUAUCACAAUCGGCUCUUCCAGCCCACACAACAAAUCAUACAGCUGGAUAUUAAGCCACACAACCUACCGCCGCCACCGCCGCCGCCGCCACAAUACGAAGAGGCAACUAAGCAAUUGGCCGCCAAAGCUAACCUAGCCCAGAUUAAGAUCAAAGAGGAGCCCAACACGGGACGCAAUACACCACAUGCGCCCACUCACUCGGUGACCACGCAGACGACUAGCAAACGCAAGAAUCCGGUGAAAUCCGAGAAGGUCACCAAUGUGCUGGAUAUACUCGUCAAGCAGGGUGACCUGCCCGAAAGCAUGCUAGAGCCCAUCACACCCGUGACACCGCUAACGCCGGGCGGCAGCAAUGCGCUUAUGACAGACAUGACCGGCAAUUUGAUAUUCAGCCCCAACGCAAACUUGCAAACCGCCGCGGACGUGCUGGCCGCAUCAGGCGCACUCGUGCCCAAACAGGAGCCACGCAGCAGCCCAAUGCCGGAGAGCACUAUGGUAACGCAACCGAUGGACACAACACCUGGUGGCCAACAGCAGCAGCAACAACAGCAGGCACACCGUGACAUGGACAGCGUGUUUCAGUUGCUGAGCGGCAGCGGCAAUGAUAUGCCGUCCAACGCCAUCAAUUCUCCUCUACACAGCGGCUUCAUUGACAAUAUGGACAUGGCCUCGCCCUUACAGCCGGAUGCACAUAUCGAUGCCGAGAGCGUGGCUAAGACUUUGGACAUAUUUCUGGAGCAACACCAUUCCACACCGCCGCCGCAAGCGUCUACGCCUGGCGUGCACUUGCAACAACAUCAAUCGCCCACGCACCAUGAUAUGCUGAGCAAGGCGAGCAGUUCACCCGAGAAGGUGGUUAUGUCACACAAUGUCGCCAGUCCGAAUGCCAAGCUUAAUCACUUUGAUGAGUUCGAGCUGUUCGAGUUGAUGUCGCAACAGUUGGAGAUGGAUAUCGGUGAUGAUGCAAGCAAUUUCACAGCGCACGGUGGCGGCGGUGGUCUUAAUCCAGUCCACCAACAGCACUUACAUCAUUCCAGCGGUGACGGCAAGAACGCCAAUGGCGGCGACGCGGCGGUGGCGUCAACGGCUGCAGCCAAUGUUGCCACACACACGCUAAAUGGGCUGCGGCGUGACAUGAAUCCCAGCUUGCAGCCAUCGAUCAAUGAGCUUAUACAACAGCAACUGCAACAACAACAACAACAACAGCAACAGCAGAGUCAUCAACAAUCACAGCAACAACAACAGCAAUACCAUCAAUUGCAGCACAACAAUUGCGCACGUGACGUGUUGAGCGCCGCCGACGUGGAUAUCGAUGCCGAGAGCUUUGUGGCGCAGCUCGCACAAGUCAGCGAGCAAGAAGCCAUUGCCAACAACAAUAAUAAUAAUAAUCUCUCGCACAAUCACAGCAUAUUAAGUGGCAACGCAGGCAGUCCACACAACAACAAUUGUAAUGGCAGUGAGGUAAGCAACAGCGGCGACCCCGGUCUCAAUCUGCACGACAGCGAUACGCGCACGCACAGUCACAGUCACAGUCACAGUCACAGCGAUAAUCACUUCAACGCCACCCCCAUGGAUGUGUGCGAUGAUUUCGACAAUCCGCUAGGCUCCUUCAGCUUCUCCGCAUUCUCGCCGGACUCCAACAUCAACACACCGCCACAUCCAUUUGGCAGUGCGGACAGCGGCAGCGGCGGCGGCAUGCUCAACGGCGGUUGCCUGGUGAAUGGCGAGAACAUCAUGGGUCUGGGGGGCAUCGGCGGUGGCAUGGUGAGCGGCGUCGGUCUGGCUGGUAGCGCACCAACAUCCGCCGCAGCCAGCUCUUCGACGUGCGGCAUGCAGGCGAACAACUCCAACUCCAUGGGCAUGGGCGAGCAAAUGUCCAUUUGUGGCCUCAGCGAUGGCAGCACCAUGAUGGGCUUGGGCGGCAUGGGUGAGAGCGCAAUGACCACGGCGGGCAGUGAUAGCUUCGGCGCACCCGGUGACAUCCUAGAUUUGUUCAAUAUAGAUGAUUAUAAGAUGUCCUGGGGUGAGGGUGACUUUGCUGUAUAAACGGCAAGGGCAAUGCCAAUUAAGCUGCUUGGCUGCAAAUUGUGUGGGACAUUGCCGCCGAAGGUCGAGUGCAAAUUAAACAACAUGUUUAUCCAGUACGCUGCUAUUGUUGUUGCAGUUGUUGUUGUUGUUGCCAAUAUUCAAAGUCCGCUUUCGGUUACGGAAGUGUGCGCGCUGACCAACGCGUUUGUGUACAGGAAAUUGAAUUAAUGCUAAUGGCAUUGUGGCUAGCUUUCGCUCUGAGCGGCAGGAUGUAUAUGGUUGCGGUGUGGCCGCAGGCCGCUAGGGCGGAGGGGUGUGCGUUUAUGCCGUUAUUAGACAAUUAUUAUGCGCAAAUGUUGCCGUUUGAGUGUAGGUGCAGUUCCAGAGUCAUAUAACGGUAUUUUAUUGUUGCGUUUGUUAUAACAACAACACAUACUGCCACACAUAUUAUCACUGCGCUCUCAAUCAACCAUAUAUACAUAUGUACAUUCAAACUUAUUCCUCUUUUUUCUACAAUUUUACUAAGAUAACUAUCAAAUGGAGACCCCUACUUUGAGCAAAUGCAUUUAAAAUCGAAUUAACAAAAAAUAAAAACGAAAACGAAAUGGCGCUUAAAAUGUGAGCGCGCGCAUUUCCAUGAGAAAGCCCAGGGGACAAUGUGUGUGGAAGUAUGUAAAGCGAGGAGGUAGAAGAACGAGUGCAAUCAGGAGAAAGAGAAAGAGAGAGAGGGAGAGAUAGAGAUAGAGAUAGAGAUAGAGAGCGCGCGCAAGUGGUGGUAGCGUAGUGUAGCAAAAGUCAAAUGAACGUAUAAAAGUACGACGAAGACAUGCAUUGUGAAGUGAAAGUAAUUAAGACCAUUCCAAACAUAAAAUAAAAUUAAAAAUUGUAAAGAAUCUUUUUUUUAACAAAAAUAAAUAGUCUAGUGUGUUUUUGGGGCGUUUGUUGGAGUGAAGAAGAGCACAGUUUGGGUUGAGAGUGACUUUCAGGAAGGAAGAAACUAAAAUGGCUGCUGGACAGUAGC